Spodoptera littoralis (African cotton leafworm) is the source of this 2118-nucleotide messenger RNA. NCBI's taxonomy places the organism in Eukaryota, Metazoa, Arthropoda, Insecta, Lepidoptera, Noctuidae. The record is from the annotation of a GenBank genome assembly.
AUGUGUGAAAAGAAGAAAAGUAGUGAAACGGCAAAAUCGACUAAUAAAAUAUGGUGGAUUACUUUCGGUAUACUUUGUGGUGCUACAUUUGUAACUAGAUUUUAUAAAGUUUUGGAGCCUGAUCAUGUGUGUUGGGAUGAAACUCACUUUGGUAAGAUGGCUAGUUGGUACAUAAAUAGAACAUUCUUCUUUGAUGUUCAUCCACCUCUUGGGAAGAUGCUUAUAGCAUUGUCUGGGAAACUGACUGGAUAUGAUGGAACAUUUCCGUUUGAGAAGCCAGGCGAUAAGUACGAAGGGGCUCGCUAUGAAGGAAUGAGACUUUUCUGCACUACUUUAGGGGCAUUAAUAAUUCCCCUGACAUUUUUAACUAUAUGGGAAAUGACUAAAUCACUUGAGUCUACUUUAAUUGGGACCAUGCUGUUAUUGUGUGAUGUGGGUUUCCUUACCCUGAAUAGAUACAUAUUGUUGGAUCCGAUUUUAUUGUUUUUCAUGAGCUGUUCAAUAUACGGAGCGUUUAAGGUGCGAACUCUAACUGACGACAAUCUCCAACCGUUCUCCGUCCGCAUGCUAUCCUGGCAGCUGUUCCUAGGAGCCUCCCUCGCCUGCACCAUGUCCGUCAAAUUUGUCGGCCUAUUUGUCGUCCUAUUUGUAGGACUGCGCACCAUAGCCGACUUGUGGAACGUGUUGGGAGAUCUGAAGAAACCUGUUAGCCUAACAGUGAAACACUUGAUCGGUAGAACAGUGACGCUGAUUCUGUGGCCGACACUUCUCUACGUGUUGUUCUUCUGGAUCCAUCUCACAGUUCUCAGUAAGAGUGGUAACGGCGAUGGCUUCUACUCAUCCGGCUUCCAAGCUCGACUGGAAGGCAACAGUCUACACAAUGCAAGCGCGCCGAAGACCGUGGCGUAUGGUGCGCUGAUAUCUCUCAAGAACCACCGCACUGGAGGUGGAUACCUGCAUUCCCAUCAUCAUCUGUACCCUUCUGGAGUUGGGGCUCGACAGCAGCAGAUAACUACUUAUACACAUAAGGACGAUAAUAACCGGUGGGUUAUAAAGCCAUAUGACAAGGAACAGGUGGAUGGCGUGGUCCUGGUGAGGAGUGGGGACCUAGUCCGACUGACCCACGCGCAGACCGGCCGUAAUCUACACUCCCAUCGAGAGAGGGCGCCUCUUACUACUAAGUACAUGCAAGUCACUGGAUAUGGAGAGGAUGGUAUUGGUGACGCCAACGAUGUGUGGAAGGUUGUGAUAUCUGGCGGGAAAGAUGGCGACGACGUGCAGACUGUUAGAAGCAAACUCAUGUUCGUGCAUUAUUUACAGGCCUGCGUAUUGACAACAACGGGCAAGCAGCUUCCGAAGUGGGGCUACGAGCAGCAGGAGGUGGCGUGCAACCCCAACCUUAGAGACAAGAACGCGCUCUGGAACGUAGAGGACAACGUUUUUGAUGACCUGCCAAAGGUGAGUUUCGAGGCGUACGCGUCAGGCUUCAUAGAACGAUUCCUGGAGUCGCACGCAGUCAUGUUCCAGGGUAACGCGGGACUCAAGCCGAAGGAGGGGGAGGUCACAUCACAACCGUGGCAGUGGCCUAUCAAUUAUAGGGGUCAGUUCUUCUCCGGCAGUUCACACAGGAUCUACCUGCUAGGUAACCCGGUCAUUUGGUGGGGGAAUCUGGUGUUCUUGGCUGUCUUCUUCUUCAUAUACGUCAUCAACUCCAUCAGAGAAAAAAGGGCGGAGGCUUUUGGUACUCCUUUACCGAGUGAUAAAACUCGCGAGCUACUAAACGCAGCGGGGUGGACGUUUAUUGGCUGGGCGCUGCACUACGUGCCGUUCUGGGCGAUGGGGCGCGUCCUCUACUUCCACCAUUACUUCCCAGCUCUCGUCUUCAGUUCCAUGCUCACAGGCAUCCUCACAGAAUACCUGUUGACCAGCAUCAAGAGCUUCCUGAGCCCAGAGCUUGGAAGAACGGUGUACCACUGCAUCAUAGGCCUUGUGCUCUCCACAACCAUAUACAGUUUCUAUUUAUUCUCUCCAUUGGCUUAUGGAAUGAACGGCCCAUUGGCCCAUGAACCUAAUUCCACCAUGUCAGGGCUAAAAUGGUUGGAGAGUUGGGAAUUUUAG